GGAAAACCUACAGACUCAGCAUUGGUGCUAUUUAAAAAUCCCAUCAAUGUUUAUGUUGACUUAAUGUCGGUUUGAAGGUUCCCGUACAUAUCAAUAGUCGGUCAGCCACGAAACUUCCAAUUUCGAGCAUUAUACAUAUAUAUACCAUGCCGGGAUGUCGAUUGUCUGCUAUGUUUUUGUUCCGGCCAGGUGUAUAUUGUUGAUUCUCGAUGUUUGAAAUAUUCCAUAUUUGGAGCACGUGCAUCAUUUAAUGACUAUACAAUAUAAUUCGAAUUAAUGUUUUGGGCAUAAAAAAUGGAGGUGUACUGGAACAAACUGACGUUGGAUAAACCACCAACGACGUCGUGGCGGUGUACAACUAAUGACUUUGAUGUCAAGAAUUUUGCAAAAGAUAUAAGAAGAGUAAUGAGCGAUUUGACAUCACAAACAGUGCUUGGAACAGAAGCAGCUUUGUUGAGUCGUUUAAUUUAUAGAAUGAAAAGUAAAUUAAGAAAUGACAAAGGGUUGAAAAAUAUGGAAAAAGUGAAUAGAGCUCUGUUGAAUUAUCACCGUCUGUCUCUGGAUAAGGAAUACCAAUAUUUGAGCAGCGGAAUUGAAUGCGAAGACCUUAUUAUAGUUUUGCCUUCGAGACAAAUGCUACAGUACGUUCUUGUCAGAACUCAAGGAUUUGGAAAACUCAUGACAAGGAUAGAACAAGUCGCUCAAGAGGCUGGAAAAUAUUUUAGAUCGAGAAUAAUUCUUGGACAAGCUUGGAACAUGUCCAUCGUUGCUUAUGCAGUCAUCGGUAGAAUUUGGCUACUGUCACGUUACUUGACAAGAAAAUGCUGUAAUUGGUACAAUAGAAUAUACCAAUAUCACAACGAGCUAAAAAUGAUUGGUGUUCCUUGGCUCCCUGCAAAUUAUGCUUUCCCGGACGAUCUUCAAACGUGGCUCAACAUUCCAUGGGUCAAUGAAGAUUCUGACAAAAUUCUCGUGAACGAGGGCCUGUCGAACCGAAUAUUCGACUUGAUAGGACAUUGCACGGAUACAGAAGAAGAUGUGGAUUUCAAUUCGCAGAAUAGCGAAAACCUGGACAACUUGGAAUGUUCAGCCAUAAUCCAGUCCCCCGAAGUCGAAUCGGCGGUAGAACAACACACUCUCCCUGGGGUUGAAUUACCAAAUAAAAUCAAUUCGCCUGCUGUAAUGCCUGAAGAAUUUGGACAACGUAUAAACCGAGAUCGAUACGUCGCAAACAUUGAAAAAAUGAUUACGAAUCCGGAUUUUUCUGCAAAAAGCACAAUAAAGGACAUGACAGCGUCAGAAAUAGUUCCUGCCAUUCGAGCCAAGGAUACAACAAAGCGGAAAGGGAAUAAGAAAUCGAAGGCUAAAGUGACCAUCCCUAACAAUAUCAACACGAAAAAAGACGUGUUGAAGUUCAUAAGCUUAGAAUCUUAUCCAGGUUUGGAUAAAUCACGUUGGAAAAUCGUAAAAAAAAACGUAAAGAAAUUAUUAUUGAAAUUAGCCGAAUACGAGAAGAACUCGCAGACGAAGAAACACGAUAUAUUAUUCAAAAGAAUGAUUCAAUGUAUACGAGAGUGGACGACAUGAUGACAAAUAGAAAAUUUUACUCUGUUAGAAUUUUUCAAGCCCUGCGCACAUGGAAUAAAAUUUUUUAAUUAUCGCUGGAGAAA
This is a messenger RNA of Venturia canescens, 1670 nucleotides long. RefSeq lists its product as uncharacterized. The coding region runs from base 295 to 1587 and encodes 430 amino acids. Gene Ontology annotation, biological process: positive regulation of Notch signaling pathway. The record is from RefSeq and is a predicted model, not a curated record. Gene Ontology annotation, cellular component: nucleus. NCBI's taxonomy places the organism in Eukaryota, Metazoa, Arthropoda, Insecta, Hymenoptera, Ichneumonidae. The transcript has 5 exons.